AGUAUGAUGUCCUUGUAUGUCGAUGCCCGUAUCAUUUUGUCUAGCAUUUUUCUACUAGGACCAGAGUCCAAUUAAUUAGGAAUUGGGUGACGGCGAGACGACCAUCGCAAUGGCUCCACAACCAUCCCCUCCUCCUCCUCCGACACCUGAUGCAAAAUUCGUACCAAAGAAGCAAGUUAGCCUGGUAGAGAUCAGACGAAGUGCAUCGGUACUUUCUCAAUUUCCAAUUCAAGACGGGACAGAGGCAAAUGUUCUCGUGAUUUAUGUUGGUGGUACAAUUGGAAUGAAGAAAGUUGAUGGAGUUAAUUUACAUACCUGUCGGGAUUAUAUGGGAGAGGUGAUUCGAACCCUGCCAAUGCUGUAUGAUGCUGAAUAUGCCAAAGAAAUAGGCCUCGAUAAAGAAGAGUUGAAUUCAUUUGUUCUUCCAAUCUCCAAGGGCCGAAGAGUGUUCUUCUACCUAAAGGAAUAUGAAACCCUCAAAGACUCGAGCAAUGUCAAUGUCAAUGAUUGGUUGGAAAUGGUUGAGAACAUCAGAGAGAACUAUCGUCUCUACGAUGGCUUCGUCAUCAUCCACGGUACAGACACCAUGGCAUACACUGCAUCAGCACUCUCCUUCGCGCUGGAGAAUCUUGGAAAGCCUGUCAUCCUGACAGGAUCGCAAGUGCCACUCUCUGAACUGCGCAGUGAUGGAAGGGACAACUUUCUUGGUGCUGUCUAUAUCGCUGGACAUUAUGUCAUACCAGAGGUAACUCUGUACUUCAAUAACAAGCUGUAUCGAGGUAACAGAUGUGUGAAGAUAUCCAGUGAAAGCUUCAGAGCUUUUGAUUCUCCAAAUUUAGCUCCACUUCUUACAAUGGCAGUUGAUAUCACAGUAAAUUGGUCGAGUAUAUUCAGAAUGAACACUUUGGCAGCCUUUCGAGUGAACACCAACAUGACCAGGAAUGUAGGACUUCUCAGGUUAUUCCCAAGUAUCACAGCUGAAACGGUAAGAGCUUUCCUGCAACCUCCAAUGGAAGGUAUUGUUCUACAGACGUAUGGUGCAGGGAACUGUCCAGAUGAUAGAAGAGAUAUAAUAGCUGAGAUCCAAACUGCUGCAGAUAGAGGCAUGAUCAUCCUUAAUUGCACCCAGUGUUCUAGUGGAGGUGUAUCAGCAUCAUAUCAAACAGGAAAGGUGCUGCUAGAUGCAGGAGUGAUACCAGGAUCUGAUAUAACCCCUGAAGCAGCCCUCAGUAAACUCAGCUACAUCCUAGGACAGCCUAACUUCUCACUUGAAGAGAAGAGAAGACAACUCAAACGGAAUCUUCGAGGGGAGAUAUCGGUUUCUACGGCUACAGGCAGAACAUUCACAUUUGAGGACAGCGAAUUCAUCAGAGCUGUGGUAGACACAUUGAGGAUUGGAAGUAGCAAAGAAGUGCAAGCUGUGAGUGAGACUCUCUUCCCACCCCUAUUGUGUGCUGCAGCCAGAAAUGGAGAUUUAAACGCGAUCAAGUAUAUGCAAGAGACCGUAAGUUACAUCCAUAGAGAUUUAUACUUACACUUAAUACAUACCUCAGUGUUAUUGCCAAGACCUCUGCUAUUUCAAGAUGAGAUUUGUACUACAAAUCAUUCCAGCUUAGAAGGGCUUACUAUCUGAAUUGGAUUUAGAAAU
This is a messenger RNA of Strongylocentrotus purpuratus (purple sea urchin), 1648 nucleotides long. RefSeq names its product L-asparaginase. Lineage: Eukaryota; Metazoa; Echinodermata; Echinoidea; Camarodonta; Strongylocentrotidae. Bases 110 to 1633 code for a protein of 507 amino acids. The transcript is spliced from 8 exons. Gene Ontology annotation, biological process: amino acid metabolic process. The record is from RefSeq and is a predicted model, not a curated record. Gene Ontology annotation, molecular function: asparaginase activity.